Culex pipiens pallens (northern house mosquito) is the source of this 3669-nucleotide messenger RNA. RefSeq lists its product as uncharacterized. The record is from RefSeq and is a predicted model, not a curated record. NCBI's taxonomy places the organism in Eukaryota, Metazoa, Arthropoda, Insecta, Diptera, Culicidae. Bases 748 to 3627 code for a protein of 959 amino acids. The transcript is spliced from 7 exons.
UGAGCGUGGUGAGGAGGAAGAAGAAGAAGCGGGUUUUGGGGACACAAGUGAGUGACUGGAGGGCGUGAGUGGGUUCUAGCCAGCACGGGCUUUUGACAGUUGUGCUAGUUGUGUUGUGACAGGAAGAAUUUGCAUUGUUUGCGUCGCGCAGCGAAGACGAGGGGUGCCACGAUCGCGCAGUGAGAUCUGGAGCGCGCGAGAGAGUGUUUUGAGAGUGUAAUUCAGGUGAAAACUAGCAUUUCUCGUGAUUACGAUAAUUAUGUUUCCCCGCGGCUUCGCCGCCGCAGCCUCCUCCGAUCUGUUGCGCGAGGGGCGCGUCUGUAGAAGAUGAAGCAGUGGUGAAGUACGUGAACGACCUCGAAAUUGAAAUUUUGUGCCGCACAAUAAACACAGUAGCGGCCGCGGAUCGCCGUGUCUCCGAUAGGCUUCAAUGAUCGGCGCCGAGUUUUGAAAGUUUUUCCUCCGGGCGGGCCCUUCGCGGGUGGAAAAGUCGGUGAAAAGAAGUGGCUUGCUUUGAUAUAAUAAGGUUUUCCAACCGCCAACAGCGCGAUCUCGGAUGCUGGCCGACGACUUCGAUUAUCGGUAAUCGCGCUGCACGCGAUCCGACCCUGGGACGUCUCCGCGGUUGACGGACAAAAGAAAUCGUGACGGACUCCGUACGGAGCGUGAAAAUCGCAUCUAAUUACCCCUCGGACCGCGAUGACCCAAAAGUGCUAAGAACCCCCCGCAGAGGUCGCACCCAAUCCAAUGAAGAUGAGUGUCAACAGUGCCGCUGGGCCACCCAGCCUGACCGCAACCCUCGCAAAUCCGGGUCCGCCCAGUUCCGGAUCCUCGCAACCGGUGUCCCCGCACCAACCGUCCCCACACCCCCUCAACGGAACCGGUCUCUGGGACAUCCCAGGGUCACAAGUGGUGACGGCCGCCUCCGGCGGCGCCACCACCACCGAACCCCCAAUGUCCCUGUCCUCGCUGUCCCGGCUCAACAGCAUGGAGUGCUGGGACUACACGAUCGAGCUCGAGUGUCUGCGCGGACCGGAAGGUGAGGACGACGACGACUCGGCCGCUGCAGGCUGCUUUCAGUCCCGGCGAGAUCUGGGCGAUCUGCAACUGGCGGCGGAACUCGGGAAAACCCUGCUGGAACGGAACAAGGAGCUCGAAAGUGCACUCAAACACCACCAGAACAUCAUCGAGGAUCAGGCACAGGAAAUCGAGUACCUGACGAAGCAGAAUGGCGCCCUGCGGGAGGUCAACGACUCGCGGAUGAAGAUCUACGAGCAGCUCGAAGUCAGCAUACAGGACCUCGAACGGGACAAGUACAAGUUAGCGUUAGAGAACCAGGCCGAGAAGAAGCAUGUCAAAACCUUGUGUCGCAACAUUGAAACGCUCGAGGCGAAGGUCGACGAGCUGACGAAAACCAUGGACGACGUCCGGAGGCAGCUGGACGCCGAACGGAAGAAGAACGAACGCCUCCAGAGUGACAGCCUGAGCGGAAACGGUGCCGGUUCCCGCGUCCAGCUGCGACCGGUGGCCGGUGGCGACGGCGACGAUGCCAGCCUCAGCGGACCUGACGAAGAUGAGAUCACCGAGAUCGACACUUCAAAGCCGGAAAACUUUUCGUUCGCCUUCCGCGACCAGUCCCACUCGACGGACGUCACCGACGGCAGUCACCUUGGGCAAAGCUUUUCCCACCAGCACGGAGGCCAUCACACCAACCAUCAGCUGUCGGACCUCAAUCUGGCGGAGGAGAACGAGGAACUGAUCCGGAUAAUGCAGGAGCUGGAGCGGACGCGCAAGUGCUUCGUGGCGGAACAGAACCGGGUGGCGGAACUGGAGGAACAGCUCGCGGCGAUCGCCCAGGAGAACCAGAUCCUGCAGAGCAAGAUAGUGCAAAUCAACACCACGGAGGAGAUGAAAUCCGUGCACGAGGAGCUGUCGAUCCUGGAGGAAGUCAGACAAGGCCAAAUGUGCACGCGCUGCCUGCGCGGCUUCGAGGACCGACCGGAUGACGAGUCCAUCAUCACCGGCACCGACGCCGACGACGACCGCAGCCUGAUGGAUCUGAUCCAGAACGCGGCCUCGGAGGCGGGCGUCCCAUCGGCGGUGUACCGCUCCUCGGUCACGAUCAAGACUUCUUCUCCUAAGCCAGAUACCCUGGAUAUAUCGGGCACUAGUUCAAACAAUCCGUAUCGGGAGCUGGUGGCAAAGUAUGAAGCACUGCUGGAGGUCCAGAGGAAUUCGCUGAUGCGCAAGGCGAGCACGACGACGGCCACCACCUUGACCGGAGUGACCCCGCCGCAGCAAGGCCAAGCUCAGCAGUCCUCGGGUCAGCAGCAGCCGGGCGAGGAGCUCGGCUCGGGCGACUUCAGCUCGCUCAACACCAAGUUUACGGACGAGGACGGCAACAGCAAGAAGGACGACCAGAGCAGCAACGGCGGGGGCACGACGCGGCGGAAGAUUGGGCUGCGCACGCCGACGGACUUUUCCGAGGCGGAAACGACCAGCUCCGGGUUCUCGGACGAGAUCAGCAACAAGGCGACGCAGACGGACGAGCGGCCGCGGAACUUUUUGUGCACGAUCGCGGACGGGGAGGACUGCAAGUUCAGCAUCUACGAGGACCAGACGGUGAUUGAUUCGCGGUUCCGGUUCAGCCCGUCGCACCGGGAGUUGUUCCGGGAGAUCUUUGGGAUAUUGAAGAAGGCGGCGGAUAAUCGGGAUGAGGGCGAUCAGUUGCCGCUGUUGGACGAUCAGAAUCCGGUUGUUGGUGGGAAUGGGGGUAAGGGAGGAGCGCCGAAGGUUCCUCCGGUGACGCCGGCUGCGGAGGAGCCACCGAGUGAGUUUGGGGACGACACGCAGAGCGUCAUCUCGUCGGCGGUGUCCGAGCAGUCGUUUGCCAUGUCUGAGUGCAUCACCAAGUCGGAGCGGAAGAAGAUCGAGAAGCAAAACAAGUACGCCGAGAAGCACGGCGAACAGCAGCAGGAGAACAAACCUCCGGUCGGCGUUGCGGCACUUCCGGACGGCCGGAUCCUGACGCCGUACAAGCGUCAGCCGCUGGACUACCUUACGGUGGCGGUCGGAGUCAACAAGAAGAAGUCCCGACGCCGUCGGAACCGCGGAACCGGUCCCGACAUGGACCGGUCGGACUCCCCGGUGUCCAACACUCCGUCAUCGCCGCGGUGCGGCAGCUCCGGCAAGAAGGGCCGAACCCUGUACCGUCCGUGGAAUCCGAACGCCGCCUCGCCGGCCACGCCCUCCUCCUCCAACCUGGUCAGCACCUCUUCCCCCAACGGAACGGCCACCGCCGAGUGGAACGGCACCUCGAUGACCAUCUACAACCGUAGCAUCAACUCGCCAACGCCCUCCUCCCAGCAGCAGCAGCCCCGCACCCCGGCCAGUGGCCAAAGCGGGGCGGCGUCCACCUCGUUCUGCUCCCCGGUCGCGGCCAACCCGGUCCGACCCGCCAACCACAACCGGUUCGCCGACCUCGCCGACGACACGCCGGUCCAGUUCAAGCCCUCGACCGCGAGCCACGAUCUGCACAAGCUCAAGAAGCUGGACCUCUCGUACGCCGAGGUUCUGCGCCGGGCGGACCUCGGCAAGCAGCGCCAGCGCCAGCACCACCACAAGUAAGUUUUGUGUUGUUUAAAAAAAAAUCUGUGUGUUUGUGAAAAC